This is a messenger RNA of Lingula anatina, 967 nucleotides long. RefSeq names its product dual specificity protein phosphatase 3-like. Lineage: Eukaryota; Metazoa; Brachiopoda; Lingulata; Lingulida; Lingulidae. The record is from RefSeq and is a predicted model, not a curated record. Gene Ontology annotation, molecular function: protein tyrosine/serine/threonine phosphatase activity; MAP kinase phosphatase activity. Gene Ontology annotation, biological process: protein dephosphorylation; negative regulation of MAPK cascade. Gene Ontology annotation, cellular component: cytoplasm.
AUGUUUAAAAAGAAAGGGAAAGAGGAACCGUCUUGCACGCUGGAGGAGCUACACACCAUCCUGACGUUUGACACAGGAGGGCUGUUUAUGCUGCCUAGCAAUGACUGGGAUGAGGUCUAUCCAGGACUGCUGAUAUCUGAUGGAACUACAGCAAAAAGUAAAAGUGAGUUAAAACGGUUGGGUAUCACCCACAUUUUGAACUGUGCUAAAGGGAAAAGCCCAUAUCAUGUGAACACCAACCAUGUCAUGUACAGAGAUCUGGGGGUCAAGUUCAAGGCCAUUGAAGCAACAGACCAGAUGAACUUUGACCUGAGUCCAUAUUUUGAGGAAACUGCCAAUUUUAUUGAGGAAGCAAUAACAUCAGGAGGUCGAAUACUUGUCCACUGCAGAGAAGGUGUCAGCCGGUCAGCAGCCAUCACCUUGGCCUAUCUAAUGCUGAAGAAACACAUGACAGUACAGCAAGCAGUUAGAACUGUCAGGAAGAAAAGGGAAAUCUGUCCUAAUGAUGGAUUCCUACUGCAGCUGUGUUAUUUGAAUGACAAACUUUUGAAAGCAAAUCAUUUCAGUGACACAGAACAAGACAGCCGACUUCUUUGUUAGAAAACAGUGGAACAGUACAUGGUUUAUCACAUCGUUAAUUUUCACAUUUUGAUGGGAUUUAAAAAAAAACUUUUAAUCCCAUUAUUUUUCUCAAUAUAUGAUGGUUUUCUUCCUGCACUUCACACGAGAAGAAAUUUGACUCUUAGUAAGAGCCUUACAAAGACAAUAAAUCAAGUUGUGAGAAGAAAGUAGGAAGAAAUGGCUUAGUGCCCUUUCGAGGGUUUUGGAAGGCCAUAAAAUUUUACUUUAAAUCUGCAAAAAAAAAAAAAAAAUCAGGUCUCCCUAUGGAACGUGGAAGUAUCGACAUUAAAUUUUUAUCUCCAGUCAAAGUGUAUAACCAGAUCUGGAUUUAGCCAAAUAUAUUAAA